AUGCUUUUCUUCGGGAAUGUUGGGUACACGUACUGGGCCGAAUCCUUCGACCACACCUGCGAGGAUGCUGUCACGUCCGACGUCCUCUCCGACGAUGUCGUGUGCGGCAAAGGCUACUCAUGCCCAGACGGUUACGUGUGUACAGACUCGGGACAUGUCGCUCUGAACGACGGAGUUACCGGAUACCACGACAUCUGGCACGCGUUGCUACAGGUGGGAAUCAGUUGCAGCAUGACCACCUUCGCCAAACGCACGGGUCGCAUAAUAUUGUUGCAACUCACCAUGGUGUACGGAGUCGUUUCAUCAAAGCUGGAAGCCGCCAUCGCCCACGAGGAGAUCCGCAAGAGGAAGAGGAUCCAGGCGGACAAGGGCAAGGGGGAGGGUUUGGGGGAGAAGAAUGGCCCUCGCGUUAGCGAGUUUGAAAUGCUCUUGAACGAGUACACCAAGAUAGAGGCCGACGAGAUAGCGGCGAUUGAGCGCCUGGCGGCCGUGCAACGUGGCGAGGUACGAGAAAAGCCCGAAGAAGAAGCACCACUCCCGCGCUGGACUCCGUUUCCCGCAAACUCGACCAUGAACCGCCUCCGCAAGGCGAUUCUGUUGGACCUGGGGCUUUUCUCGAUCAUUGUCUACGUCGUCAUCUUCCUGAAUGCCAUGGUCCUGUGCCUGGACUCCGCCCACGCUAGUGACCGAAGAGAACGCGUGCUCUCAUAUGUGAGGGGUGGUAGUCUCCGAUAG
Messenger RNA from Ectocarpus sp. CCAP 1310/34, 735 nucleotides. NCBI's taxonomy places the organism in Eukaryota, Phaeophyceae, Ectocarpales, Ectocarpaceae. The record is from the annotation of a GenBank genome assembly.